AUGUCUAAUGCUUAUGCAAUGAGCGAUGGUCGCCCUGUAAGUGGUCAAUUGAAGAAGUUUGUGUUUCGUGGAAAAUCUUCCUCCAACGGAGACACGCGAGGUGAAUACCUUGAGAUUAUUAUACCGGAGUUACUUUCCGCUGGCUACUCGUUUUACACGUGGCCUUCUGCGCCUCUCCUCGCUUGGUAUUUGUGGACACAAAGGCGGCAUAUACGCGGUCUACGGGUAUUGGAACUCGGUUGUGGUACUGGUUUGCCUGGAAUUCUAGCGGCAAAGUGCGGUGCACGUGUGACUCUUACGGACUCCGUAGCGUUACCGCGGUCGUUAAGACACUUGUCGGCGUGUUGUGAAGCUAACGGCCUAGUCCCAGGUCGUGAUGUCCAAAUAUUAGGUCUCGCCUGGGGUCUUUUCUUAACAGACGUACACAAUCUACGCCCAGUUGACUUAUUGUUGGCUUCCGACUGUUUUUACGAACCAACACAAUUUGAAGAAGUUUUGUCCACAGUUGCUUACCUUCUGGACGGAACUGACGCUCGAUUUUUGUGUGCUUAUCAGGAACGCAGUGCCGACUGGUCUGUUGAAGCCCUACUGAAGAAGUGGGGACUAAAGGGAGCUGUUCUGGACUUGGACUCGCUGAGUGAAAGCUCGGGCGUCGACUACAGGGUGUUGAUAGGCGAACGAACGUUGCACUUGCUUGAAAUAGUACCCGAAUAG
This is a messenger RNA of Diatraea saccharalis (sugarcane borer), 714 nucleotides long. The record is from the annotation of a GenBank genome assembly. Lineage: Eukaryota; Metazoa; Arthropoda; Insecta; Lepidoptera; Crambidae.